Messenger RNA from Diatraea saccharalis (sugarcane borer), 2084 nucleotides. The record is from the annotation of a GenBank genome assembly. Lineage: Eukaryota; Metazoa; Arthropoda; Insecta; Lepidoptera; Crambidae.
AAUCCAGGAAAAGUUGUUGCCUGUGAAGGAUGCCUUCAGCUGCGAAUGCAAAAUCUGAAAAGCCAGCCUCUUCGGAGGCUAUGGAUAACUCACCAAUACGACAAAUCGUGACAAUUCUUGAACACAAAAUCAGGAAUUUGGAGAAAAGGAAGAGUAAGCUGACAUCUUAUCGUGAUUUGCAAAAAGCUGGAAAAGAGCUCAACUCUGAUCAAAAAGUUGCAGUAGCAAAGUAUGAUGAAGUCGCUCAAACCUUGGAAUUUGCAAGAGAUCUUGCAAAGCAAGUUACAUCAAUUGUUACAGCAGCAGAGCGUGAUGCCAAAAAACAAGCAAAGAAGGAAGCUUGGGUGCGUUAUGCAGCAGACACCAACAAAAUCCGAGAAGUUCUUCUGAUACUUGAUUGCCUAACCCAAAUGGGCAACUCUGAGGCCAGGGAUGACUUUCUGAAUGGAACCAAUGGAGCGACGAAGCUCUCUGAAGAGGACUUAAAAAUUUUGGAUGACUUGUAUCCUGAAGUGACUCCAAAGCAUGAACUGAAUGAAGAGGGCAAAUCAGCAUUUCACAAUCAAACAACUAAAGCUGCUGAACACUUGUAUGCAAUCAUCGAUGGGAAGCCUAAAGAAGUCUUAGGAACAACAUACAGCCACAUAAAGGAAAUUGUGACAACAGUGCAUGAAUGUGGAUAUUUCGACCGUAUAUUAGAAGCAACAGUCGAAGUAGAGGAAAAUCAGGUUAUCAUACAAGAGGAAGAAUCACAAGAACCAGUUGAAGAAGAAAUUGAACAAGUGAAUGCUGUUUACCCACCAGCUGGAGCACUCCCAGUGCCUCCCGCGCCAGCGGUCGUUCCUGCGCCUGCUUAUCCUUUACGCCCUCUGCCACCCAUGACGUUGCAGGAAGUCGAGCAUGCCUACUUCUCACAAUAUCCCCAACAGAGACCUAUCACAGAAGUAAUAGGAUCACAGAAUUUCUUCUUCCUACAAGAGUCUGAAAUCGACAGCCCGGUCGGCACGCCCCAACCCCCACCAAUCCCCAAUCAACCAUCUCCGCCAGGACCGAUACCCACACAGACGUUCACAAACCAACACUUCGUACAGUUGCCAGGUGGGCGAGUUCCCGACGGAGCCGGUCUACCGAUGCCGCCGCAACCACAUUUCCCUGCACAUCCCGAUCACUCAGGGUUCCCUCCCGGCGCAGGCGUACCUAUGCCGGCCCCUCUGCCCCCUCACGCCGCACACAUCGCUCCGAUCCCAGCCGGACAUCCAGUGCCGCAAAUGGCGACUCCGCAAGCCGUUCAGCCGGUAUCCGUAUCGGUACCGCUCUCUGCACCGGCUCAGGUUCAAGUUCCCGCCACGUCUGCUGCUGCAGCUGACAUUUCUCUAUCUACCGCUUCGAACCAAUCGGAGGAUCGUAGCCCGCCGCCGCUCGUCGAAGAUAAAAAUGAUGACGAAUGGAAGGAGAGCCGUAGCCCCGAACACGAGGAAGGCGGUGAACGCAAGACGCAAGGUCAAGGCGAUGGACAGAACAGAUUCAGACGGUACGGGCGAGGAGGCGGCCGGGGUGCUCCCAACGGCCACCGUGGACGCGGCACUUUCUCCGGCAGACAGGGCGGUGACAACUACCGCGCUCGGCACACUGGCGACUACCAAAAUAGACCGAACAAGGAUGGCUAUCAGAACAGACAAUACGACGGCUAUCAAAACAGACACAAGGACGGAUAUCAGAAUCGUGCUGGCGACGAUGGAUACUAUGGCAACGGUGACGCUGGCGAUCACCGCGAUCACGAGAACGGUGGUCGCGACCGAUACGGCGACAACUCUCAGAGCUACCAGGGCGGAUUCAAGAGCCGCGGCAGGGGCGGGCCCCGUGGCGGGACGCGUGGAGCCUCGCGUGCCCCCCGACCCCACCAGUAUAAUCGCAAACCGGAAAACGUUGAAUAGUUCACGUGGAACGCGACGAUGUGCUGCAUCGUUAGCGACUUCGUCAUAUAAAUUAUUAUACUUAUCCUAUGAUGGACAAAAUCAUUCGUGGAAGGCAGAUUUCACCGGCAACAACGUGCUGUGGUAAACAACAAACAGAGAUUAUGGUAU